UUUGCCUGAUUUCAUUUUGAUUUUGGGGAAAUGGUAACGUAAAUAUGCAAUUAGAGUUUAGAAUAGUAUAUAACUAAGCAGGCUAAAUCUCAAAAAAUACAAGUGACAUUUUUAUAUUUUUUUAAUGUGGAAAAUAUCCCUAUUUCUUAUCCUCAUUGGCGCCACUUUGUGUGGUUGCCAGCCUAAAUCAUUUCUUAGUGAAAUGCAAUGUUCGGAUUGUAGCCAAAUUAACCAAAAAUGUGAAAUCAUCACGAGCGGAUGGAGUUGCAAUUAUGAGUUUGAUGCGAAACUAAUCAAAAACACGUCAGUGCGCCUAAGCGUACCACAUUUGAGAAAGUGCGUACCUUAUGAUUUAGGUUUUGCCCAGAACAAGGCUAUUUUUGGUUUCUGCUGCAUCUGGUCUCCAAUAAUUGGCUGCCAAAAAUUAAUGCGAAAAGAACGGAUACCUGGUCACGAUAAAUGCUAUCAAUGUUCCCGGAGCACUUGGUCGUCACUGAUGUCAACUGAAACCUGUCCAUGUGGAGAUUGGUUCUUUGGAGACCGUCUUGGUGGGGCUUCUAGUCUUAAAGGCACAAAGUUCUAUGGACUAUUAGUUAGUCUUUUCUCUGGUUUAGUCUCCAUCAAUCUUGUAAACUUCGUCACACUUUAA
Drosophila bipectinata is the source of this 649-nucleotide messenger RNA. RefSeq lists its product as uncharacterized. The record is from RefSeq and is a predicted model, not a curated record. NCBI's taxonomy places the organism in Eukaryota, Metazoa, Arthropoda, Insecta, Diptera, Drosophilidae.